AUGGCGUUCGGAUGGCUCGCGCCAAUUCUUACCCCCGCUGCUCUUCGCUCAGUACAAGCCGACGGCCGACCGGUCAUUACGUUAUUUCUUGUCAUCUUCGGUCUCUCGAUAAUGGGCGUUCUGAUCUGGUACGUCCACUUCGUCACGUCGAAAGAUAAUCCGAAGCGGAAAGACCCAAAUGCAAAGAAGGGUGGUCUGCUGGGAUUCCUGAAGAAGUAG
Messenger RNA from Cucurbitaria berberidis CBS 394.84, 219 nucleotides. RefSeq lists its product as uncharacterized. The coding region runs from base 1 to 219 and encodes 72 amino acids. The record is from RefSeq and is a predicted model, not a curated record. The transcript has a single exon. NCBI's taxonomy places the organism in Eukaryota, Fungi, Ascomycota, Dothideomycetes, Pleosporales, Cucurbitariaceae.